UUUUUUCUGACCGUAUUGUGAGUUUACUGAACACCAUUAUAAAUGGCAUUUUUCAUUCGUUGCAGAUUUGUACCUCUCACUGCACAAGCAUGUCUUGAGCUGAAAAACCCUAAACACACGAAAUUGUUCCUUAAUGACCACGACGAUCACAUCGAUGAUGAUGAUUCAAAAUCCUCUCUUGUUGCGCUUGCGAUGUUCGCUUUCCUUUUCAAAAAAUAACCACUGAUAACCUUGUUGACGACCACACCAAAAUGGACCAGCCAUUCACAUCUAGCGCUGCUCCGCCUUCGCGCGGUUUCGUCGGAGUACGACGCUCGCACAGACAAUCACGCACAUUUGUCGGCGCAUCACCUUCAGAACUCGUUGGAUACGCUGAGUACCCUAUCUCUGCGGCUGGUCGCGGCGAUGACUUGGUAGUUUCCACUUCAUGAUCUACAUCCAUGUCUAGUAUGGCCGCAGCAAACAGCUCAACUCCUCCCUUAGCUUCAAAUCUGCGUGACACAGACAACAUGAUGCUGGUACAAGGAUCUUCAGCAACUGCAACUACGGGCGUGCCACUACCAUUUCCAGGCCACCCUCAACAGCAUCUAGCACAUCGAGGACACUACCAGGUGUCGAUGCUUUCUUCCAACAAAAAGCAUCGGAUCCAAUCCAUGGACGUGUUUCGUGGCUUCGUGAUGAUUGUCAUGUGCUGGGACCACACACAGGAGUUUUUGAUGCCUCCUGGAGACCCCAAGGACAGCGGUAGUGAAAUGUGGUCAGGACCUUUGAAGACAUACGACCAUUCAGUUAAGGCUUUCUUAGCACCUUCAUUCAUCUUAGGAAGCCUGUUGAUUUUGAAGCUGUCCUCCAAAACGAAGGAAGAGAAAGAAGCAUCAGGAUGCGCAUGAAUUUGAUUCCAAGAUGGAUAGGGGUGAGCUCCGCCUCUAAUCUAGUCAGUGAAUUCUUUGCAAGAUGGGUGUCGCACAUCUGCGCCCCCGGAUUUUUCUUGACCAUGGGCAUCGGCAUGUACCUGUUCACUCAUAGUAGGAUGCAGAGAGGCACAUUGCCGAGAACCUACUCGAUUCGUGACUGCGCUUGUGCGUGUUGCAGUUGUGGUUGGCGAUGUCUCAAACGGUGUUGGAGGUUUUGUUGCUCCAGAAGGAUAUUAUUCGGUGCUCGUGCUGGUCGUGAAAAUGCUAGUGCUGGCGGAGAAGUAGAUGCGAAUGCCACUGCAGAAGGUGAGGGUGCCAACGCUGGUAGUAACAACGCAGCCCUCGUCGCUGCAAGAGCAGGUUCUCAACAGAACAGCAACAGUGGCAAUCAUUUGUCCUCAACGUCUAGGAGCAGCAGUGGGGAUGACGACGACUCUAGCGGUAGCAGGAUACCUAUGAGUAGAGCCAGAAGCACUUAUCAAGUCGAUGGCGCCGAUGAUGACGACACUAUUUGCGAACGGCCUGUGACAAUAGAGGGCUAUAUCAGGCGUUAUUUCUUCUUGCGCGGUUUGGUUUUGAUCCUCUGCGGGCGAGUGGUCAACAUCUGCGAAGUGGGUUGGGUUUGGCUGUUGUUGAUGCAAGGGAAGCCUGUGCCAAUUCCCUUUGGCCCGAUAGAUCCAGCGUUGCUAGCAUGGUUUCCACUGGUGGGGAUAUGGUAAGAUGUUUUCAAGAACCGUGAUGUUUACAGACUGAUAAAAGUCCACAGACUUGUCAUUUUUUGAUCAAUUUGUCUUUGUCAACAUCUGAACAUUAUAAAAGUGAACUACUCAGCAUUCUCAUCACGACGUCUCUCGUCAGGCAAGUCCUCGUCGGCCUGGGCAUGUCGAUGAUUAUCGCUGGUCUCUUCGUGCCUGUCCUCUUCCACUACAAGCGCUUUGGUGCUUUGUUUUUGACGCUGCUUGGUUUCGCUGUCUUCGGCUUGUCCUCCUAUGUGAUUGUGACAAAUCAGGAUCCUGGCGAUGCGGCCAAGGAUGCAGACGUCUUUCCUAGAUCCUUGUAUCCAGCAAACACGUGGUCUGAAGUCGCACUACGUUUCCUCAUCCUACCUGGUCGCACGGCUUUCGGCGUAGUGGCUUACCCUCUGUGUCCUUGGGUAGGCGUGGUGCUGUUAGGAAUGGUUUUGGGCUCAGUGUUGUUUCAGCCGUUGAUGAAGCAUAGUGGGUCGGAUGAAGCCAUCAUUCACGCUGGAAGGACCAAUGUUAAGACUACCGCUAUUAAAGCAUCCUCAGGCUCAGCAUCAUCCUUGGCCCUUUUUCUACCUGAUGAAAAAGAAGCCGAGGAUGCUCCCACUCUCAGGCGCUAACCAUGGAUCCUUGACGUCGAACGGCUCUUCUUCUUCUCUGCGAAACCGAGGAUUCUUCCGCAAGUUUCCUCAUAGAUCCAAGUGGCUGGAGCCGAUUUUGGCGAUAAUUGGAGUGCAGUUUCUGGCACUGUUCAUGUUCUUGCGGUUCCGGCUACCAGCAGAGUAUGCGAAAUGUUAAGGUCGUGACUGCAACGUAGAUCAUGAUUCAUGAUUAUCAUCGUAUCCUGUGUGGCUGUAGUGGUGGACUAAUUAUAUCUGUAAGAAUCAGGGGGAACUGAUUUCAAGGGGAACUGCUCUACUGAGGGGAGAAAACAAAAAGAAAUUGGCCAUUCAUCUACGGAUAUUAGUAUUUAUAGUAUUAGCAAUUCCCAGAAAUCUCUUAAGGAGCUCCCUUAAGGAGCUUCCUUAAGGCGCUUCCUUAAGGAAAUCAGUUUCCUUAAGGAAUUUUUAUUAUAAAAAGUUAUUAUAACUUUCCUUAAGAGGAAAAAAAUUCCCUUAAGGAGGUCCCUUAAGGGCAAGCUGUUACAAACUUGGGCUAAUAACAGCGGCUCCUUAAGGACCUUGCUAGUACUACGAGUCCAAAAGUGUCAAGAACGUGCUAACGUGUUCGCGGCUGUUAGUUUGUAGGCUACUCACGUACACCAGCCACAUCCGCAGCAAGACACUACGCGCCCACCCCUAGCGAAUCGCCCCAACGAACUUCCAACCGCUACCCUUGUCAUAUAUCGCCCAGCGCCUUUGCUUUUUUUCAAAAACUUCAGGGAGGUCAUUCAAAUACAGAGAAAGCUGAACGACCUCCCUGAAGUUUUUGGAAAAAAGUUAGCUCGCUCCCCUUCCGCGACUACCUUCCGCGCACAGCAAUCGACCACGGCACAGGAGCGCGCGGCAGCCCUUGGAGGUCGAUGGUUGACCAGUAUACUCCUAACCAGCACAAAAGCGGGAGAAUUGUAAGGGAGAGGGUGAGCACUUGAAAAGGUAGAGGCUGACGAGCGUGAUCGCAUUGAUUCGCGAGAAGGCCAAAGACAUACAUCGCGGCGCUUCAAAGUCGUAGCCGUAGAGGAUGUCGAUGGCUGUGAGAAUGAUAGCCGUGCGCACUUGCGUGUCUGAAGGGUGGACCCUGGUGAGCAUCAUCAUAUCCAUGAGAAGGCCAAAGGUGUGCAACUUUGCGUGUGAAAGUCGAAGCCGUUGAGGAUGUUGAUGUCUGUGAGAAUGAUAGCCGUGAGGACUUGCAUGUCUGAAGGGUGGACCCUGGUGAGCGUCAUCAUAUCCAUGAGAAGGCCAAAGAUAUACAUCUCUGUGUAUGAAAGUCGAAGCAGCUGAGGGCGUCGAUGUCUGUGAGAAUGAUAGCCGUGAGGACUUGCAUGCCUGAAGGGUGGACCUUGGUGAGCAUCAUCAUAUCAACGAGAGGGCCAAAGACAUACGCCUCGUCUCUGUGUGUGAAAGUCGAAGCCGUUGAGGAUGUCGAUGUCUGUGAGAAUGAUAGCCGUAGCCGUGAGGGCUUGCAUUUCUGAAGGGUGGACCCUGGUGCGCGUCAUCAUAUCCAUGAGAAGGCCAAAGAUGUGCGUCUCUGUGUUUGAAAGUCGAAGCCGUUGAGGAUGUCGAUGCUUGUGAGAGUGAUAGCCUUGAGCACUUGCGUGUCUGAAGGGUGGACCUUGGUGAGCGUCAUCAUAUCCAUGAGAGGGCCAAAGGUAUACAGAUCUGCCUGUGAAAGUCGAAGCCGUUGAGGGUGUCGAUGUCUGUGAGAAAGUAGAUAAGGGUGGACCUUGGCGGGCGUCAUCAUGUCCAUGAGAAGGCCAGGCGCAUGCAUCUCCGUCGGUGAAGGUUGAAGGCUGAGGACGUCGAUGCCUGUGUGUGAGAAUGAUAACUGUGGGCCAUUGCAUGUCUGAGGCGCGGACCGUGGUGGGCGUCUUGCGUCAUGUCCAUGAAACAGCCAACCCUAUAGACACAUCCCCGCGCCUGAAGGUUGGGGCCCAGCUUCUGGCUCUGCGCAUAGAUAUGCCCAAGCGUGGCCUUCUCAUGGGCCUCGUCCAUGACGCUCGCCAGUGUCAGCCUUUUGCCAUCCCAUGGGUAUGCUAUGCUUUAGGAUUCUCCUGGACAUGAUCACACUCAAAAGGGCCCAACCUCUGUGCCUACAUAUGUCCAAGCGUGGCCUUCUCAUGGACUCCAUGACGCUCAGCGGGCCAGCCUUGGCGCCCAUUGGCUUGCCCCUAGCAAGCAAGUUGGCCAAGGCAGUAGCCAUAGGGGUAACCUCCUCACUAGCCUCGCCACAGUGGGGGCCAGCUUCCCAGCCUUGGCGAGCAGACUUGGCGACUUUUUUCGUUUGUCUUUCUGUCUCUUAGUAGUCAACCUGUCGAGCUGUUAACCUAUGCCCAGCGCAGCGGGCCCUUGAUGGGCCCGCUUUCUGGGCAUGUAGUCACAAUGUGAGAAGACUACCUCUAGUACCUCUAAGAAUAGUUUUCCUUUCGCGGUUCGCCGAGAGGCGAAACGGACUCCCCGUUCGAGGGGAAAUUUACGUUUUGCAAGUAUCCACCGGACGUUUGCUUUCUACUCUUCACCACAGGCGUCAACUUCCUGCUGUGGGCGUUUUUGUCUACAUCUGUUACUGGCAGUGGUGGAGAUGAGAAUUCCAUUAAGGCUUUGUCAUAACACUGUCCUCGUACUAACUACUAUACCUAGAAAGUGUCUGUUCCUGUUGGCUGCAACUGCAAUCAUUUUGUUGACGAGAUGAAGCAUCGCUUUGCUUUCCUCGCUACUUUUCUAAGAAGAAAACAAGCGGGCGACGAUGACUCUCGUCAGGAUGACUUUAUUAUGCCAGCUGCUCUAACUACAGUUCAUCCAUGCGCGGAGGACGUUCUUCAUCUGGCGGUCGUGUCGCGGAAGGUGCAGCCUUUAGUUCGUACAAUCUCGAUAUCAGAGGAGAGUCUUACCACAUCCACUUACGCGACGAAGAUAUCGGAGUGAUCAGCCCUCAUCGAAGUCGAGGAGGGAGGGAAGAGGAAACUGCAAGAGCGCUACGGACCGAUUUAGUAGUUAAGGGUACAUCUUCUCGACGUUCUGGUUCUCCUAAUGAUCCAGGAGACAACUCAGGCUCAGAGGAUCCAAAUGGAGGGCUCUUAUUUGUGGAUGGUAGAGAUCUGCCAUUUUUGGAGAACUACAAUACCGGUUCCACGGCUCCUACGAUAUCACCUCCUUCUACAAGUAGCACGCUGGACACGGACUAUUCCCUACAGCAUUAAGGCUUGGGAGUUGACAUCUCUAUGCGCGUCUCUAUGUCUUCUUCAAGUAGGAAGGCCACAGAUAUGCGAGCUAGAGAUGCCAACUUUCAACCCCUAACAGCAUCAUCCAGCCUAUCUUCAGUCGCAAGGAAACAGCAGAAGUCGGCGGUCAGCUCGAUGGAUUUCUUACGGCUUCCACUUUCAUCUCACUACGUUCUCACUACAUAGAAAUACUGGUCGUCUUAGAAAGUCCUAGGUUCAUCUUAUUAUUUGACAUACUUUCUGUUUCUUGGAGGGGAAAAGUAAGGGAGGUCAAAAUGAAAGAUGCUCUGCGAGAUACAUUGUGGUACGGUCUAAAUCUCCUCAUGUCUGGCAAGAUGGUUUUUCUUUCCAGCCUGCUUGCUCCGAUCCAUGAGGAAUAUGCUGCAUCUUGUGGUGUCUUUUGUGGGCAUCUGUGGAAGGUGUCUGCAGGAACAGGGAAGGAUUGCUAGAAGAUGCAAACGCGAAUUUGCGUCCUUCUUGAACGCUUUUGGCCAAGUCCCCCUCUUCUUUUACAUGACGCACUACAUGGCCCUGUCGCUCUUCACGAUAGUGGUGAAAUGGGUUAAUAAUUUACGGCAAUGAAAGACUAAGAAGAGAUCUGUAACUCUAUCUGCUUGUGAGUGCUCCAUAUUUAUAACAAUUUCAAUUUAGCGAGCAAAUUGAACAAAUUGGAUUCAGAUCAAUCAUAAGUAUGUGAAAAACACGACCUUGCCGUACGGUAAUACGUCUACUAAGAGGCUCACUCACGAUUACAACAUUCUAGAUCAUCCACUUUUGUUCCAAACAUCAUCUUUUCCAAACAUCAUCUCCUCUAACUUUUCCAGCAGACCCUGGCUCAGGCCCUGAGUGGCCACGAAUUGCGCUUUUGCCUAUUUGGUUGGGAGUUGUCUUGCUAUUGCGAAAGCCAUGUGAGAUGUACAACGUUUUUAAGCGGAGGACAGACCCGGAUUCAUUGUGGAGGCUGUUUUAG
Molecule: messenger RNA, 6504 nt
Organism: Amoebophrya sp. A25
Lineage: Eukaryota; Dinophyceae; Syndiniales; Amoebophryaceae
Source: the annotation of a GenBank genome assembly